Amphiprion ocellaris (clown anemonefish) is the source of this 1810-nucleotide messenger RNA. RefSeq names its product parkin RBR E3 ubiquitin protein ligase (gene prkn). The record is from RefSeq and is a predicted model, not a curated record. The transcript has 10 exons. Gene Ontology annotation, molecular function: zinc ion binding; polyubiquitin modification-dependent protein binding; ubiquitin protein ligase activity. Gene Ontology annotation, biological process: regulation of cellular response to oxidative stress; positive regulation of proteasomal ubiquitin-dependent protein catabolic process; negative regulation of protein phosphorylation. The coding region runs from base 123 to 1487 and encodes 454 amino acids. Gene Ontology annotation, cellular component: Golgi apparatus; cytoplasm; mitochondrion. Lineage: Eukaryota; Metazoa; Chordata; Actinopteri; Pomacentridae.
UCACUCCACUGUGUAGUUCAGCCGGCCAACGUCACGACGCAUCGACCCCUCAGUGGGACCACAGCUCCCAGAACACACCACGGCACGCAUGCGCAGUCUGAGCACAUGAAGGACGAAAACAGAUGAUCGUGUUCGUGCGGUACAACCUGGGCCCAGGUGUGGCCGUGGAGCUGCAGGAGGAGUCCAGCGUGGCCGAGCUGAAGGAGCUGGUGGGGAGUCAGCAGGGGGUCCGACCCGAGCAGCUCCGGGUUCUGUUUGCUGGGACGGAGCUGCAGAACUCCUCCACGCUGCAGAGCUGCGACCUCCCGGAGCAGAGCACCGUCCACGUGGUUCUACCUCCCGCUGGUUCCUCCUCUCAGCUCCAGCAGAACCAUCUGACCCGACCGGACCUCGGCUCCUCCCACCUCCCCCCCUCCUCUCCCUCCUCACCUGGCCUGGCUGAGGUUCUGGAGGGGAGGCAGGAGGCUGCAGGUGAGUCACCCUCAGGUGUGCGUACCUGCAGUACUUUCUACGUGUACUGUAAGAGCUGCAGGUCGGUCCAACCUGGAAAAUUGAGAGUUCGCUGCCAAAGCUGCAGACAGACGACCAUGAUGCUGAGCAGGGGUCCGUCCUGUUGGGACGACGUCCUCCUUCAGGGUCGUAUCCAUGGCAUCUGUCAAUCAGAAGGUUGUCACGGCAACGAGACGGAGUUUUACAUGAAGUGUGCGACCCAUCCAACCCCAGAUGAUGACCUCUCUGUGGCCCUGGACCUCAUCAUGACCAACACCAGAGACGUGCCCUGUAUCGCCUGCACUGAUGUCAUGGACGUGGUCGUGGUCUUCCCAUGUUUGGAGCGUCAUGUGAUCUGUCUGGACUGUUUCCGUGGUUACUGUGAGGCUCGGCUCAGUGAGCGGCGCUUCGUCCAUCAUCCCGUCAUCGGAUACUCGCUGCCCUGUGCAGCCGGCUGUGAAGAUUCUCUGAUCAGAGAAGUGCAUCACUUCAGGGUCCUGGGAGACGAGCAGUAUGGGCGGUACCAGCGGUACGGGGCCGAGGAGUGUCUGCUGGCCAUUGGAGGACUGAUGUGUCCGUCACCUGGCUGUGGGGCGGGGCUUCUCCCACCUGACGGCAGCAGGAGGGUGGAGUGCGACCGACCGCUGGGCUGCGGCUUCAUCUUCUGCAGGGACUGCAGGGAGGGCUACCACCAGGGGCCGUGUCAGGCGGCACCGGCUCCGCCCACAGGGGAAGCCUCACAGGUGAGCCGGCCAAUCACAGAACCUCCGAGUACGUCAGCUCGGACCAAUCCUCGCCGUCAUCACCUGCUGAAGACAGGACUUCCUGUCUGCUCCUCAGGGCUUCCUGGUCGGGGGGGAGGCGGCUCUCAGGGGGAGGUGGGACCGAGAAUCUCUGCUGCUGAUCCAGGAGACGACCAAACGCUGCCCCCAGUGUUCAGUCCCUGUAGAGAGGAAUGGCGGCUGUAUGCACAUGGCGUGUCCUCGCUGUCAGACUGAGUGGUGCUGGUUGUGUGGCGUACCGUGGAACAGAGACUGUAUGGGAAACCACUGGUUCGGAUAAACGUCCAGCAGCAGUUAGCUGUAGAGCCACAACCCCCCCCCCCCCCCCCCCCCCACACACACACACACACACACACACACACACACACACUCACGAGAUUACCGUGACAACCUGAUACAGCCUGAUUUCCAGCUGGACUCUCUGAUGUUCUGAUGAUCCUGAAGGAACCUAGGAACCUACAGACUGGAAGAACCUGUGACUCAUUAAAUGUUGUUUUUGUUUCUGUGACCUCAAAUAAAACAAACCUAUCAAAGAGUGA